AUGGCUUCAGAUCUCGGUUUCCAUGUGGGCGACUAUGUUGUGUUUGCUGGAAUGAUCAUCUUUUCUCUUGGGAUUGGUGUGUAUUCCGCCUGUUCCGGCGGAGGACAGAAGACAACCCUGGAGUACCUGGUCGGAAAUAGACGACUGAAGAUGCUGCCGGUCGCCAUUUCUCUCGUUGUUACGUUCGAGUCGUCCAUAUUAGUCCUUGGCUACCCAGCUGAAGUUUACAUCUACGGAGGAGAUCUAAUCUGGACCAGUGUUGGGUUGAUGACAACCAUGCUGGUAGCCACACGAAUAGUGGUUCCAAUCUUCCAUCCACUAAAACUUACCAGCGUAUUUGCGUAUUUUGAACAGCGCUACAACAGCAAAGGACCCCGCAUACUGGGUACAGUCACAGGAAUGUUGUAUUACAUUGUUUACAUGGGUAUUGUGUUGUACGGACCCGCAAUUGCUCUGGAAGCCGUGACAGAUUUUCCAUUCUGGGCUUCCGUAUUCUCAGUAGCAGGGACAGCCAUCAUCUACACCUCUAUAGGUGGUCUCAGGGCGGUGGUAUGGACAGAUGUGUUCCAAUGUCUUAUCAUGACGAUAGGAAUAAUCGGCGUAAUUGUGAAGGGAGCCUUCCAAGUAGUUUCAUUGCUAAUCUGA
Molecule: messenger RNA, 645 nt
Organism: Ylistrum balloti
Lineage: Eukaryota; Metazoa; Mollusca; Bivalvia; Pectinida; Pectinidae
Product: sodium-dependent multivitamin transporter-like
Exons: 8
Coding region: 1-645 (214 amino acids)
Biological process (GO): sodium ion transport; transmembrane transport
Cellular component (GO): membrane
Molecular function (GO): symporter activity
Source: RefSeq, a predicted model, not a curated record